AUGGGAUCUGGAUUAUGUGGAGUAAAAUCCGAGAACAUCGAUGACGUGAAAUCACGACGGAUAGAUUCCGAACUGAAGAAGGAUCACGUCGUAGAAAGAAAGAAGAUCAAAAUUUUACUUUUGGGUAGCGCUGAUUCCGGAAAAAGUACCAUUGUGAAGCAAAUGAGGCUGAUCCACUCUGCUGGUUUCAACGAAACGGAAGCCAUAGACGCUAUUUUUGUGAUUCGAAAAAACUUAGUCGAUGCUUUCCAUGCGAUAGCUGUUGGCGUCGAACAAACGACCGUGGAUAUUCCAGAAGGCGAAAAAGGCACAUUGGAGCAAUUUUCCCGACACAGUCAAGAGAUAGAGGUGAUGGAAGAGAAGAGUGAAUUGCAAUUACUGAAGGAGUUUGGGACUUUGGAGACUGUGCAGUCAUUCCUUGCAAAACACUCAACAUGGCCAUCUAUACCAGACAAUUUUCCUUAUUUCUCUUCCCAACUCCACCGAAUUCUAACUCCAGACUUCUUACCCAAUAGUAUGGAUAUUGUGCAUAUGCGAAAAGCCACUAUAGGAGUGCACGAAUUCGCAUUCGAGUUUAAGAAAUAUGCAAUAAGGCUCAUAGACGUGGGUGGGCAAAGAACUGAGAGAAGAAAGUGGAUUCACUUCUUUGAAGAUAGCACAGCAGUUAUGUUCGUAGCAUCAUUGAGUAGUUUUGACCAAAUCAUGGAGGAAGACAUGAAGUUAACACAGGCAAGGUUCAUUUACAAUACUUGA
This is a messenger RNA of Cylicocyclus nassatus, 753 nucleotides long. NCBI's taxonomy places the organism in Eukaryota, Metazoa, Nematoda, Chromadorea, Rhabditida, Strongylidae. The record is from the annotation of a GenBank genome assembly.